Molecule: messenger RNA, 4888 nt
Organism: Apodemus sylvaticus (European woodmouse)
Lineage: Eukaryota; Metazoa; Chordata; Mammalia; Rodentia; Muridae
Gene: Cadps2
Product: calcium dependent secretion activator 2
Exons: 28
Coding region: 356-4141 (1261 amino acids)
Biological process (GO): positive regulation of exocytosis; dense core granule exocytosis; synaptic vesicle exocytosis
Cellular component (GO): glutamatergic synapse
Source: RefSeq, a predicted model, not a curated record
GCUCGGGAGGCGCCACAGGUCCCUCACCUGCGCGGGCGGCGGGGGUCGGCGGCGGGGCUGGGCGCGCGCGCGGGCUGCCGCCCGAGGCUGGGCGCGCGGUCUCCGGGCGCCCUGAGCGCCCCCGCGCUAACUCCGCCUCUCGCCUCCCGCCGCUCCGCUCGCCCGCCUCGCGUCCUGGCCGCGGCAAAACACUCGGGCGCCGAACUCGACGUGUCCGGAAAGCCCGGGGCCACUUUCCCUUUCGUUCUGCGGCCACCGCGCACCGACCUAGGCUCCCGCGGACUCGCGGGGACAGCCGCGCUCGGCGAGAAGCGCCCGGGAUCGCGGGCCGAGCCCAGGCGUCCCAGCCAGCACCAUGCUCGACCCGUCUUCUAGCGAGGAGGAGUCGGACGAGGGGCUGGAGGAGGAGAGCCGGGAGGUGCUGGUGGCGCCGGGCGGCUCCCAGCGAGUGCCGCCGGCCGCGGCUCGGGAAGGGCGGCGGGACGCCCCGGGACGCUCGGGUGGUGGUAGCGGUGGCGGAGCGGCCAGACCCGUGAGCCCGAGCCCCUCGGUACUCAGCGAGGGGCGAGAUGAGCCCGAGCGGCAGCUGGACGAGGAGCAGGAGCGGCGCAUCCGCCUGCAGCUGUACGUCUUCGUGGUGAGGUGCAUCGCGUACCCCUUCAAUGCCAAGCAGCCCACCGACAUGGCCCGGAGGCAGCAGAAGCUUAACAAACAACAGUUGCAGUUACUGAAAGAACGGUUCCAGGCCUUCCUCAAUGGAGAAACACAGAUAGUAGCAGAUGAAGCCUUCUGCAAUGCAGUCCGGAGUUACUAUGAGGUUUUCCUAAAGAGUGACCGAGUGGCCAGAAUGGUUCAGAGUGGCGGAUGCUCUGCUAAUGACUUCAGAGAGGUGUUUAAGAAAAACAUAGAAAAACGUGUUCGCAGCCUACCAGAAAUAGACGGCCUGAGCAAGGAGACGGUGCUGAGCUCGUGGAUAGCUAAGUAUGACGCCAUUUACAGGGGAGAAGAAGAUUUGUGCAAACAGCCAAACAGGAUGACCCUGAGUGCUGUGUCUGAGCUGAUUCUGAGUAAGGAGCAGCUCUACGAAAUGUUCCAGCAGAUUCUGGGUAUCAAAAAGCUGGAACACCAGCUACUUUAUAACGCAUGUCAGCUGGAUAAUGCUGAUGAACAAGCAGCCCAGAUCAGAAGGGAGCUGGACGGCCGCCUGCAGCUGGCAGAGAAGAUGGCGAAGGAGAGAAGAUUCCCCAGAUUUAUCUCGAAAGAAAUGGAGAGUAUGUACAUAGAAGAGUUGCGAGCCUCCGUGAACUUGCUGAUGGCCAAUUUAGAAAGUCUUCCAGUUUCAAAAGGUGGCCCAGAGUUUAAAUUACAGAAAUUAAAGCGUUCUCAGAAUUCUGCAUUUUUGGACCUGGGAGAUGAGAAUGAGAUCCAGCUGUCCAAGUCUGAUGUGGUGUUGUCAUUCACAUUAGAGAUUGUCAUCAUGGAAGUGCAGGGACUGAAAUCUGUGGCUCCCAAUCGAAUCGUUUACUGCACCAUGGAGGUGGAAGGAGGAGAAAAACUCCAGACAGACCAGGCUGAAGCAUCAAGACCACAAUGGGGAACCCAAGGAGAUUUCAACACCACCCACCCUCGGCCUGUGGUCAAAGUGAAGCUCUUCACAGAAAGCACGGGAGUCUUGGCCCUGGAAGACAAGGAACUGGGCAGGGUGGUAUUAUACCCAACUUCUAAUAGCUCCAAGACAGCAGAAUUACACCGAAUGAUAGUGCCCAAGAACAGUCAGGACUCGGACUUAAAGAUCAAAUUGGCAGUGCGCAUGGAUAAACCACCUCAUAUGAAGCACAGUGGGUAUCUGUAUGCCCUUGGACAGAAGGUUUGGAAAAGAUGGAAAAAGCGCUACUUUGUUCUUGUUCAGGUUAGCCAGUACACCUUUGCCAUGUGCAGUUAUAGAGAAAAAAAGUCAGAGCCACAGGAAUUAAUGCAACUGGAAGGCUACACAGUGGAUUACACAGACCCUCACCCAGGCCUUCAGGGUGGUCAGGUGUUCUUUAAUGCUGUUAAAGAGGGAGAUACGGUGAUAUUUGCCAGUGAUGAUGAACAGGACAGAAUAUUAUGGGUACAAGCCAUGUACAGGGCGACAGGCCAGUCUUAUAAACCAGUUCCUGCAGUUCAAAGCCAGAAGCUCAAUCCUAAAGGAGGAACUCUCCAUGCCGACGCUCAGCUUUACGCAGACCGUUUUCAGAAACAUGGGAUGGAUGAGUUUAUUUCUGCGAGUCCCUGCAAGCUUGACCAUGCCUUCCUCUUCAGAAUUCUCCAGAGACAGACUUUGGAUCACAGACUGAAUGAUUCGUAUUCCUGCUUGGGGUGGUUUAGCCCUGGCCAAGUCUUUGUGUUAGAUGAGUACUGUGCCCGCUACGGCGUGAGAGGCUGUCACAGGCAUCUCUGCUACCUUACAGAACUGAUGGAACAUUCAGAAAACGGUGCUGUCAUUGACCCCACCCUGCUCCAUUACAGCUUUGCAUUCUGUGCCUCGCACGUGCACGGCAACAGGCCUGAUGGGAUUGGAACUGUUUCAGUGGAAGAGAAAGAAAGAUUUGAAGAGAUAAAAGACAGACUUUCUUUGCUUUUGGAAAACCAGAUCAGCCACUUCAGAUACUGCUUUCCCUUCGGACGGCCUGAGGGUGCUCUAAAGGCUACGCUCUCCUUACUUGAAAGGGUUUUAAUGAAAGACAUCGCCACCCCUAUCCCUGCGGAGGAGGUGAAGAAAGUGGUCAGAAAAUGUCUGGAGAAAGCUGCCUUGAUCAAUUACACUAGGCUCACAGAAUAUGCCAAAAUAGAAGGGCCUGCAGAAAAGGAAACAGAGACCAUGAACCAGGCAACUCCUGCCAGGAAGCUGGAAGAGGUUCUUCAUCUCGCAGAGCUCUGCAUAGAAGUCCUGCAGCAAAACGAGGAGCAUCAUGCUGAGGCAUUUGCCUGGUGGCCAGACUUAUUGGCCGAGCACGCGGAGAAGUUUUGGGCUUUAUUCACAGUAGAUAUGGAUACUGCGCUGGAGGCCCAACCUCAAGACUCCUGGGAUAGCUUUCCCCUUUUCCAGCUGCUUAAUAAUUUCCUCAGAAAUGACACACUCUUGUGUAAUGGAAAAUUCCACAAGCACUUGCAAGAGAUCUUCGUGCCCUUGGUUGUCCGCUACGUUGACCUGAUGGAGUCAGCCAUCGCCCAGUCCAUUCACAGAGGCUUUGAGCAGGAAACAUGGCAGCCUGUCAACAAUGGCUCAACAACAUCCGAGGAUCUGUUUUGGAAACUUGAUGCGCUGCAAAUGUUUGUCUUUGACCUCCAUUGGCCAGAACAAGAAUUUGCCCAUCACUUAGAGCAAAGACUUAAACUAAUGGCCAGUGACAUGAUAGAGGCCUGUGUCAAAAGAACAAGAACUGCAUUUGAACUCAAGCUGCAAAAGGCAAACAAAACAACCGACUUGCGCAUCCCAGCCUCCGUGUGCACAAUGUUUAAUGUAUUAGUUGAUGCUAAAAAGCAAAGCACCAAGCUGUGUGCCCUGGAUGGAGGACAGGAGCAACAGUACCAUUCAAAAAUAGAUGAUUUGAUUGACAACACCGUGAAAGAAAUCAUUGCACUGCUAGUUUCAAAGUUUGUUUCAGUGUUGGAAGGGGUGCUUUCAAAGCUGUCGAGGUAUGAUGAAGGUACCUUCUUCUCAUCCAUUCUGUCCUUCACUGUGAAAGCAGCUGCAAAAUAUGUGGAUGUCCCUAAACCAGGGACGGAUCUGGCAGACACCUACAUCAUGUUUGUUCGGCAAAACCAGGAUAUUCUUCGAGAAAAAGUCAAUGAAGAGAUGUAUAUAGAAAAGUUGUUUGAUCAAUGGUACAGCAAUUCCAUGAAAGUCAUUUGUGUGUGGCUGGCUGACAGACUAGACCUCCAGCUUCAUAUUUACCAACUGAAGACUCUCAUCAAGAUUGUGAAGAAAACCUAUAGGGAUUUCCGACUGCAAGGUGUGUUGGAGGGAACGCUGAACAGUAAGACAUACGAUACUCUGCACAGACGUUUAACUGUGGAGGAGGCCACAGCCUCUGUCUCAGAAGGAGGAGGACUUCAGGGCAUUACCAUGAAGGACAGUGAUGAGGAGGAAGAAGGCUGAUGGUACACAGUUCCCUCGAAAGGACAGACGGCCUCGGCUGUGUUCUGUGCACCUUGUCCUUGUAACUGUGCUUACUGUCCUGACCAAAUAAAAAUGCUCUAAUUUCUUUAGAAUGUGGACUUGGAGAUAAUGAGAGAAAUGCCAUGUAUUUUUGGAAAGAAAACCAUUUUCACAUGUAUAGCUUGACCUAAAAAUUGGCUGUGCUCGUGACAGGAAUAUGAACUGCUUCUGUCGUUUUGUUUUCUUUCUUUGUUGUUGUUAGUAUAUCAGAAUUUUCUUUGUAAUAGUUAUAUCAAAAUAAUGUCUUAUGUGUCAUAUGAGAUAUGCAUCUCCCAUGACACAGCAUUGUGAAGAGAAGCCAUUUCUGGUCACAGCACCAACUAUCGUACUUCUGUCAAAGUGGUGUGCCUCCCACUUAUAAUUUAUGUACGAUUUGUUCUGUAAUUUGCCAGUGUUGUGAUGUGUAGAAAACUUUAGCCUUGGUUUUCAUAACUCUGAAUUUGUCUGCAGGUGUAAUCCUGGACUUCAAAGAGUAUCAUACCCAAAUGUAGACUAGAUUAGCCACAGGCUUACAUCCUGUUUCUUUCUGAACAUUUUUUUUCAUGUGUACCACAUCGCCAGGUGUGCUUCCAACAACACAAGUGUAACAGCUUGCCGGCAAUAAAAAUCCAUUCAGUCAGAGCAACCUCUAUGUUCAUUAAACUUAAAUAGAUUAAAUGCAGUAAGAGAUAUUUGCAGUAUCUCAAA